AGAAAAUGUCAGAAAACCAAAGCCAUAGCUCUAUCAUUCAUCACCAUCUUCUUAUUCUUCUGCUUCUCAACAGAUCUUCAGUUCAGCUUUGAGUUCUCAACCAACUACUGUAUUUUUCUCCUCUCAAGCUGAUUUUGUUCAUAAAAAAACUGAAUUUUUUAUAGUGUGGGGUUUGAGCAUUUUACUUGAUCUGUUGGAACCGAGAGGGGUGAUUUGUAAAAUCCUGAUUUUCUGAGGAGAAAAGAUUAUUGGGGUUUGGUUGGAUCGAGGGAAAGACUUGAACUUUGCAGUUUGCAAAACGAGGUUCUAUGGGAGCGAAAAUGUGGAUCUUGUAAAAGGUGUUGAUUUGGUCGAGAAAGACAAGAAAAGAAGAGAAAAGACACAUUUUUUCAGCUCCAGGUGGUUCAACUUUUUCCUCUGCCAUUGGAGAAGGUUAGAAGAAGUUUAAAAGAUACAUAAGCUGUGGUAUCAAAGCCAAAUAUGAAUGUGGCUUGUGACAGUGCAUAGGGUUGAUAAGGUCCAGGUGGAUCUGAGUGGACUGAUUGUCAUUUUCAAAUAUUUUCAGUCAAGACUGCUUCGUCAUUGAAAGUGGAAGAGGUUUUCAUUACUUCAAGUUUGAUUUCAGCCUGUCAAAAUGGGUAUUCAGUGUUCCAGACUCAUGCCAUGCUGUGUGGAUUCACAAGUUAAGGCAUCUGUUAUUGAAACUCCAGAUGCUGAAAUUGAGGAUAGUAGUGAGGUCAGUAACUGGCCUACAUUCCGGGAAUUUACACUCGAGCAACUCAAGAAUGCAACAUCUGGUUUUGCUGUUGAGAACAUUGUAUCUGAACAUGGAGAGAAGGCUCCCAAUGUUGUUUAUAAAGGAAAACUGGAGAAUCAAAUGAGGAUUGCUGUUAAGCGGUUUAACAGGAAUGCUUGGCCGGAUGCUCGACAGUUUUUGGAGGAAGCAAGAUCAGUGGGUCAGCUUCGUAACCAAAGAUUGGCAAAUUUGCUUGGUUGUUUUUGUGAAGGAGAUGAGAGGUUGCUUGUGGCAGAAUAUAUGCCCAAUGAAACACUGGCAAAACACCUUUUCCAUUGGGAAACACAACCCAUGAAAUGGGCAAUGCGACUAAGAGUUGUUCUACAUCUUGCACAAGCUCUAGAGUACUGCACAAGCAAAGGGCGCGCUCUCUAUCAUGACCUUAAUGCAUAUAGAGUUCUUUUUGAUGAGGAUGGUAAUCCCAGGCUUUCGAGUUUUGGUCUUAUGAAAAACAGCAGGGAUGGGAAAAGUUAUAGCACAAAUCUGGCAUUUACUCCUCCAGAGUAUCUCAGAACUGGGAGAGUAACACCAGAGAGUGUAAUAUAUAGCUUUGGCACUCUUCUGCUUGACCUUCUCAGUGGGAAGCAUAUCCCCCCAAGUCAUGCACUCGAUGUCAUUCGUGGAAGAAACAUUCAAAUGCUGACAGAUUCUUGUUUGGAAGGACAAUUUUCUGAUGAUGAUGGAACUGAGUUAGUACGCUUGGCGUCUCGAUGUUUACAAUAUGAACCUAGAGAACGGCCUAAUCCAAAGUCAUUGGCAGCUGCUUUGGCUCCUCUUCAGAAGGAAACAGAGGUUCCUUCACAUGUCUUGAUGGGCAUCCAGCACAGUACUAAUUUUGCCUCAUUAUCUCCACUUGGUGAAGCAUGCUCAAGGAAGGACUUGACUGCCAUACAUGAAGUUCUGGAAAAUAUUGGCUAUAAAGAUGAUGAAGGAGUGGCAAAUGAGUUAUCAUUUCAGAUGUGGACUGAUCAGAUGCAGGAGACAUUAAAUUGCAAGAAAAAGGGGGAUGUUGCUUUCCGGCAGAAAGAUUUUAGACUGGCAAUUGAGUGCUAUACGCAGUUCAUUGAUGGUGGAACAAUGGUUUCUCCAACAGUCUAUGCAAGGCGUAGUAUAUGUUAUCUAAUCAGUGACAUGCCUCAGGAAGCGCUGAACGAUGCAAUGCAGGUGCAAGUUGUUUCCCCUGUUUGGCACAUAGCAUCAUAUCUUCAAUCUGUUGCCCUCACUGCACUUGGGAUGGAGAAUGAAGCUCAAGCAGCACUUAAAGAUGGCACAACUCUGGAAUCCAAGCGAAGUGCAACUACCAAGCAAAAAUGAAAAAGUGUUGUACAUAGACAAUUUAUUGCUGAUUCUGUUCCGCCUGAUAACUGCUCCCACAACUAUGGUUAUAAAGAUCAUCUUGGAUACCAAUAGAUCCACAAAAAGUUGCAUGUGUUCGAAGAUUUCUUCAAGAAACAAGGAUUGGUUAAGUGUUUGUAACACCCCCUCCCCCUUUUUGUUGGGUCGGCUAGGAUGUUCAUUUAGUUCUAUGAUUUGAUUGAUUGAGCAAGCAUGAAUCUAAACUCUAGUAAUUUUUUUUUGUUAUUUAUAAAUGGUCAAAAUGUGAAGAGUUAAAAGCUG
Molecule: messenger RNA, 2413 nt
Organism: Vigna angularis (adzuki bean)
Lineage: Eukaryota; Viridiplantae; Streptophyta; Magnoliopsida; Fabales; Fabaceae
Product: serine/threonine-protein kinase BSK3
Exons: 11
Coding region: 635-2110 (491 amino acids)
Biological process (GO): brassinosteroid mediated signaling pathway; protein phosphorylation
Molecular function (GO): protein binding; protein kinase activity; ATP binding
Source: RefSeq, a predicted model, not a curated record